This is a messenger RNA of Theobroma cacao (cacao), 6256 nucleotides long. RefSeq lists its product as uncharacterized. Gene Ontology annotation, cellular component: nucleus; chromatin. Gene Ontology annotation, biological process: chromatin remodeling. The record is from RefSeq and is a predicted model, not a curated record. NCBI's taxonomy places the organism in Eukaryota, Viridiplantae, Streptophyta, Magnoliopsida, Malvales, Malvaceae. Gene Ontology annotation, molecular function: histone binding; ATP-dependent chromatin remodeler activity; ATP binding.
ACCCCAUGGCCCAGCACCCCCCCCUAGAAAUAAAAAAAAAGUCUGCAGAAUUUCCUGCAUUUUCUUCUUCUCUCUUUCAAAGAACAUUUCUCACAUCUUGCUUUGUGAUUUGUUUUAUGUUACUUCUCGAUAAGCCAAACAAAUCCCCUCGCGGCCAUGGAAAGUAAUAGUGGUAUAUCUGGUUCUAGUCCCAAAGGUAAUGGUGCAAACAGUUCAAAAAUGACUUCUACUACCGCCGAAGGUUUGACUUCCUUGGCGUCAGCUGGGAAAGAUUCAAAUUGCUCUAGAAGUUCUACCAGGGAAAUGUGCAAAAACAUACUGACUUCACCAAGCCCUUCAAGCGGUGGAAACAAAAAGCAAUUUCAGAAGCCAAUGUUCAAAACUAAGAGGACGCCGAAGUGGUUUGAGAAGAGAAGAAUGACAAGAUCUAUGAAAAGGUUGGACAAAAUUGAUCGGUACUUCUCAUGUUUUUCUGUCUCAAAGAUGUGUGAACAAGUUUCAGGUUCACUUCGCUAUGAGAAAGUUAAGUUGGUGAAUCCUCAGGAACUAGUUAAACCGCAUGACAAUGUAAAGCGGGUUGCAGACCAUGAACUGAAUCCUUCUAAUAGGAUGAGAUGUGAUUCUCGCAGCUAUAGAGAAUGGCUGAGAUUGCGAGCUAGCAAAUAUAAAGUGUCAGGAUCCUAUGGAAGCCUGAGUGUCACUACUGCUGAUGCUUGCGAGGAAGUAAAGGAGGAAGUUAUGGAGAGUCGCCUUUUAUGUUCUAAAAUGCAGAGGGUGGAUUUUGAUUCAACACAACAAUGUUAUUCUUGCAAUGCAGAACCAGGGAACGCAUUGCAUAGUGUCUUUCCUGUUCAGGAUGGAAAGGAAUUGAUUUCUGAGCUCAAUAUGGAUCAGACUGAAGAAUAUUCCAGUGAUGUGUUGGACAAGGAAUCUCAGUUAGAAAUUAAAACUGGUGGCGGACAUAAUGCAUGUGUCACCUGCAUGCUUGGUGGAAAGCUUUUGUCCUGUGUUGGAAAAGGGUGCAAAAGGGAUUUUCAUCUUUCCUGUCUUGUCCCUGCUCUAAGUAAUUAUCCACCUGGAGUUUGGCACUGUAUUUGGUGUGUAAAAAAGAAGAAAGAACUUGGUGUGCAUUCUGUCUCUGAAGUAGAGUCCAUUUGGGAUGCUAGAGAGGCAGUUUCUGAUAAUAAAACAAUGCCGUGGGAGAAGCAAUACUUUGUAAAGUACCGAGGUCUUGCUCAUGUUCACAAUCGCUGGAUUCCUGAAAAAAAGCUGCUUUUGGAGGCUCCAAGACUUGUUACAAAAUAUAAUAGCAAAAAUCAGGUGAUUAGGUGGAAAACAGAGUGGACUGUUCCACAUCGUUUGCUACAGAAGAGAAAGUUAUUGUUUCCUACAAAUUCUGAUGAGAAUGAUUUAGAUUGCACUUAUGAGUGGCUCGUGAAAUGGACUGGCCUUGGUUAUGAGCAUGCUACAUGGGAAUUGGAGAAUUCUUCAUUUUUGACAUCACCUGAAGCUAUGAAGCUCAUGAGAGAUUUUGAAAUUCGGCACCUAAAGUCAGAAACAUUGUCUUCCCAUUCUGAAGAAGAGAAGAAGGAAAAAUGCAGCGUUUCUGAAUUGUCACAGUUGUCAUUUGGAGGUUCACCUGGAGAAUAUGACCGUUAUCUAAGUUAUGUUAAUAAGCUUCUUGCACAUUGGAACAAAUGUCAGAAUGCUGUUGUCUAUGAUGACCAGGUGGAUCAGGAGCGAGUUAUAAAGGUGAUAUUGUUUGUUUUAUCUCUGCAAUUUACUGCACGGAAGCCUAUUCUAAUAAUCUCAAAGUCGACUGCUCUUUCUGUAUGGGAAUCUGAGUUCUUACGUGUGGCAUCAUCUGCCAAUAUCAUAGUUUAUAAAGGGAGCAAAGAUGUCCGGAGUAGUAUUAGAUCAUUGGAAUUCUACAAUGAAAGUAGUUCCAUAAUGUUUGAGAUACUUCUAUCCUCUUCUGAUGUUGUUGCUGAGGACUUAGAUAUGUUAAAAGCUGUAGAAUGGGGAGCUGUUGUAAUUGAUGAGUGCCAAAGCUCUAGAAUGUCUAGAUAUUUUGAACAAAUCAAGAGGCUAAUAGCUGAUAUGAGGCUUCUUCUUGUUAGUGGUCAAAUCAAGGAUUGCUCUGCUGACUAUCAGAAUUUGCUGUCCCUCCUUGAUUCUGGAUAUGAGCUAAGCAGUGACCAUUUGAAGAUUGACUCUAAUACUAAUGUUUACGAACUAAAGGAAACAUUUGCUAGUUAUGUUGCAUUUGAGUGCAAGUCAGGGUCUUCUAGGUUUGUUGAGUAUUGGGUUCCAGUCCAGCUUUCUUAUCUGCAACUUGAGCAGUACUGUGCUACAUUGCUUUCGAACUCAAUGUUUCUUUCUUCAUCUUUGAAGAGUGAUCCAGCUGAUGCUCUUCGUGAGGUUAUUAUUUCAACCAGGAAGUGUUGUGAUCACCCAUAUCUUCUUGAUCAAUCUUUGCAAAGUGUUGUCACAAAAGGUCUUUCUGCAGAAGAGAAUUUGGCAGUUGGAAUAAAAGUGAGUGGAAAACUGCAACUUCUUGAUAAAAUCCUUGUGGAGACUAAAGCCAGGGGCCUACGAGUAUUAAUCCUUUUUCAGUCAAUUGGUGGCUCUGGACGAGACUCAAUAGGAAAUAUUCUGGAUGACUUUAUCUGUCAGAGAUUUGGUAAGUAUUCUUAUGUGCGCAUUGAUGGUAGAGGAUAUGCCAAUUCAGAGAAAAAAGCGGUUGUAAAUAUGUUUAAUGAUAAAGAAAGUGGCAGACUUUUUCUUUUGCUUGAAGAUCGCGCUUGUCUCCCAAGCAUUAAACUUUCAGCAGUCGACAUUGUCAUUCUGUUUGACAGUGAUUGGGAGCCACUGAAUGACAUAAAGGCCCUGCAUAGGAUCUCUAUUGGUUCACAGUUUGAGCAGCUCAAAGUAUUUCGUUUGUAUUCAUCUUUUACUGUUGAAGAAAAAAUUCUAAUUCUUGCUAAGGAAGGUAGAAGAGUAGAUAGCAAUAUAAGAACUUUAAACAGGAACAGCUGCCUUAGAUUGCUAAGUUGGGGUGCUUCUUAUCUAUUCAAUAAGCUUGAUGAAUUUCAUGGCUGUAGUAAGUUGUUCUCAGUUUCAAAUGUUUAUUGUGAACAGUCAUUUCUGAAUGCUGUAUUAUUAGAGUUGCUAAGGCAAUUACCUUGCAGAGGUGAGAGCAAUCAUUCUGCCAAAUGUUCAUUUAUUACAAAAGUACCCCAGAACAUUGUCUAUGAUGGAAGCAUUUCUUUAUUCGGUGAAAAAGAAAUAGGAUCGAUGAACCAUGAACCAUCAACAUUUUCUUGGCAAAAACUGCUCGAAGGAAGGCAACCGCAGUGGAAAUUGUUAUCUGAGUCCUCUCCAAGAAGAAAGAAGUUUCAAUAUCUUGAUAAUCCACCAAGAAAAUCCGAAUUUGGAGAUGGUGGUGAUAUAAAGAAAAGCCAGAUAGUGGUCAACAGCACAGAUGAUCCUACAUAUCCAAACUGGAAGUUAAAAGGCAAAAGGAAAAUAACUGUUGCAAACAAGAAAAGAAAGCUGGCUGCAGCAUCUAAGGACAUAGGUGAGACAAAUUUUCAUUGCUCAACAGAUGGUAAGAAAGAUGUUAAUCAGAACAAUCAAUUGUUGCUGAAGCUGGGGAUCUCAAAACUUUGUGAAACUCUGCUACUUCCGGAGAAUGUCAGGGGCACUGCAGUGGCAUUUCUUGAGUACAUAAUGCGAGAUUAUGAUGUUAGCUGGGAAUCUGUUUCUACAUCACAAGCAUACCAGAUAUCUCUGUGUUGGACAGCUGCUGAUUUAUUGGAACAUAAGAUUAAUCAGAACAAAUCACUUGCACUUGCAAAACUACGCUUAAAUUUGGACUGCAGGGAGGAAGAGGUAGAUUAUAUUUACUCCAAAUUGCAGAGUGUUGCGAAAAAGUUUGCUCAAUGUUCCGAGAAUGUAAAGGGUUACAAGAAGUCAAAUUGUUCAAAGAGAGUUUGUGUCAACCCCCAACAUCCUGUUCCUAAAACUAUACCAUCUAUUCCUAGCUGUGGUCAAAGUGGAACUUUACAGAGUGCAUCAUCUAACGGUCCUGAUGAAUCUCUUACUGAGAAGACAGUAUCCAGUUUACCUAUGAGAUUGGUAGCUGAUCACUUUAAAUCUGAUCCAGAGCAUGGUGGAACAGAAGUAAUUGUCUUGGAAGGAGUGAGAGCCAAUAAUAGCAAGCAGCAUUUUAAGGUUGGUAGUCCCUGUGAUCAACCAAAAGAUCAUGCCCUUAUAUUAGAUUCUCGACACCACCAAAGUCCUGUUAGACUGCCGACCACUGAUUUUAUUGCAGAGCCUUCUGAAGUUCCCCAAGCCCAAUGUAAUGAAAUAGUUACAGGCAAUGACCUUGUGACUACAACCAAUGCUACCCAGCCCAAUGAAGAUAGUGAUGAAACAGAUGCAGUGACCUUAGAAAGAGCAACUGUUUUUGGUAGUCCCAGUGAUCAACCAAAAGAUCAUGCCCUUAUAUCAGAUUCUCGACACCACCGAAGUCCUGUUAGACUGCCGGCUACUGAUUUUGUAACAGAGCCUUCUGAAGUUCCCCAAGCCCAAUGUAAUGCAAUGGUUACAGGCAAUGACCUUGUGAAAACUACCAAUGCUACCCAGCCCGAUGAAGAAAGUGACGAAACAGAUGCAGUGUCCUUAGAAAGAGCAACUCUUUCAAGGAUCAGUCAGCACGAUAGUGCAGUUACUCAUCUCACUGGAGACUUGAAUGCUUUGGAGUUUACUGGGACUGGCCAAUCCUUGGUGGAGGCAGAUAUUAACACUGUUGAAUCAUAUUCAUUGCUAUGCCAAGAGACAGCUGUCUCCUUACCACUUCAUAUAAGGUCAUCUUCCUCUGAGAGCAGUAUAUCUACUAUACCUGCAUCUGGGAUGCAACAUCUUCUCAGCAGCAAUCAGCAUGCUUUGUGUCAAGAGGCUCCAGUUCCAAGACAACCAUUAUUAGAGGUCCCACUGGAUGAAUCAUCUGGUCCUCCUGUUAUGCAUUCAGUUACACUUGUGCCGCAACAGCCAUCUGCAAGUACACCUGUGGGUGAAAGUCAAAUGUGCAUUGAGAACCAAAGGAGCACAACUACUCUCUUAAGAUCUCCAAACGAUUAUCCUUGUCAAGUCAACAUUGUGAGACCUGUGAGUGUGACACCUCAGCCUGCUUGCUCAAAGCCACUUCGCAUUGAGCUGGAGAGAAUACAAAAGUUUAGGGAGCAAACUUUGAAGCUACAUGAAGAUACGAUAUUACGGCUGAAGUCUGAGUGUGAUAAAGAGAUAGAAGAAAUAUGUAAAAAGUAUGACAUGCUCCUUCAAGAUGCUGAGGUAGCAUUCAUGCAAAAGGGACAGGAUCUUGAGAGUUAUUGCAGCAAAGUUUACUUAAAUAACAUAUUGGCAGAAACACUGACAUUUAAUUUGGAAAAAAAUUCAGCUGGAUCACCAGCAAUUGACAGUUUCAUUAAUCAGUUGAUUCAGCAACCUUCUCUGAUGCUUGAUCCACAAAUUCCAUCAUCGACAGGCCUAGGUGCAGCAGCACCUGCACAGAUGUCUAACCAUACACCAACUGGUGUUGUUGCACCACAUUCCAGUCCUGCAAUCCGUGUUAGAGGAAGCUGCUGGGUUGGCAAUGCACGAGCACCAGCUCCACACCUUCGAGCCUUAAAUCCACCACCCAUGUCGACACCUCAUAUAUCAGCCUUGCGUGGAAAGAUGCCCAAUCAGCAAUUGGUAAGUAAUCCACAGACAAUUUCACCAUACCUACCUCGUGGAACACCUAGGCUGCCCAGAGAAUCAUCUGGUAUUCAUUUUCCGGUUUUCAAUAGUUAUGUUUCAGCGCUAGAAGUUCCUCUGGAUAUUGGCAAUCAUGCUGGUCCUAACCCACAACAUCAGUUAAGACCUUGGCAUAACUGGGGAUUGACUUCUCACAUACCCAGUCUAACAGACCGAGUGGCCACUGGUUCUCCCGUUGUCCCAGCUGCUUUUGAUGCAGAACCCAUUUGUUUAUCAGAUGAUGAUUGAUCAGCAUGGGGAAUACUUUUUCAAAAUCUUGACAUGGUCAUGACCAAAUUUCAUGUAUAAAUGUAUAGGUCUCAGACAGAUUCUAGACACGAUGAAUUGCUAAACCAUUUUGGAUUCUCGAUAGUAUUCCAAAUUCGUCUUGGAAAAACCGAAGCCUGCAGUGAAACUUAACUACAUCGUUAUCUAUUGACAUCCAUUGGUCUUUUGA